Molecule: messenger RNA, 249 nt
Organism: Colletotrichum truncatum
Lineage: Eukaryota; Fungi; Ascomycota; Sordariomycetes; Glomerellales; Glomerellaceae
Product: peptidase inhibitor
Source: RefSeq, a predicted model, not a curated record
AUGCCUCUCGUCGUCCCUGGUAUUAACAAUAACUCUUCCGAUGACAAGACGGAGGAGUGGACCAACAAGCUCGUCGGAAAGAAGCUCCACGAAGAGGAGUCCAACGAGACUACCUUCUGCAAGAGGGACCUCCCCCAGCAAACUCGCAUCAUUGAGCCCGGCAUGAUGGUCACAAAGGAUUUCAAGCCUGACAGACUCAACGUCCACGUCAAGGAGGACGGCACCGUCUCCCACGUAGCCCACGGCUAA